Messenger RNA from Zasmidium cellare ATCC 36951, 720 nucleotides. RefSeq lists its product as uncharacterized. The coding region runs from base 1 to 720 and encodes 239 amino acids. Lineage: Eukaryota; Fungi; Ascomycota; Dothideomycetes; Mycosphaerellales; Mycosphaerellaceae. The record is from RefSeq and is a predicted model, not a curated record. Gene Ontology annotation, biological process: mycotoxin biosynthetic process. The transcript is spliced from 3 exons.
AUGGAUUCAUCGUCAGAGACCGGCUCAGACUCAUCACAUCUGCUCCAUCCGGAGACAGAGAAAGAAUAUGACUUUCAGAGACCUCGAAAAUCCUUCACCACCCGCAAUCGGAGACCUUUGAUCUGGAGUGGUCUCAGCAUUCUCGGCGUGGUACUACUCAUCGGCACAUACAUAUCUGUGACGGCGCGAUCACGCAGAACCAGCUUUCUCCCUAGCAUAUCAUGGGGCCCAGUCACCUUCACACCAGAUGAAAGGUUCUCCGUGAGCUCGACUGGAAAACACAAUCCCUGGAACGAACUCAUACCCUUGGGCAAGGGAUUCGUCAGAGUACCAAAGGACCAGACGCAAGGCUUGGGCGAGACCCAUCUACUUCACAACGGAGACGGAGAGUACUGCUUGUCUGUCUUUCACCAGCUCCAUUGUGUCGCCAUGCUGCGGAAUGCGCUGAACAGCAUGCGGUCAGAGGGAAAGAUCAUGACGCAUGACAGUGGCGACGAUGGGCAGGACCCAUUGGUGCAUGUUGACCAUUGCAUCGAUUAUCUUCGACAGUCUAUCAUGUGUUCUGGGGACAUGACGCUCGAGCACUACUCCAUGCUGGACAACGGGACUCUCGGGCCAGGCGUGAAUGGAUACUUCGUCAACCAUCAGUGCAAGAAUUGGGAUCAGAUCGUGGAUUUCGCGACGACACACCGAUCACGAAAUGCUAAAGGCAUUCACUGA